This is a messenger RNA of Colias croceus (clouded yellow), 4642 nucleotides long. It is a transcript of the gene CPSF1, whose product is annotated as cleavage and polyadenylation specificity factor subunit 1. The coding region runs from base 208 to 4599 and encodes 1463 amino acids. The record is from RefSeq and is a predicted model, not a curated record. Gene Ontology annotation, molecular function: protein binding; nucleic acid binding. Lineage: Eukaryota; Metazoa; Arthropoda; Insecta; Lepidoptera; Pieridae. Gene Ontology annotation, cellular component: mRNA cleavage and polyadenylation specificity factor complex; nucleus. The transcript has 29 exons.
GCGUCAAAACAUUAUAGCGUCGGCUCUUGUUAUUGUUGUAUUCGUCAGUAUUCAUAUGAAUAAAUAUUGCAAAAUGCUUACGUGAAAUUCUCAUUUAACAUUCCUAGAUGCAACGGCGUUGUGAAUAAGAAUAGUCUAGUAUAAUUUAACUUCAGUCUUAUAGUUGUUAAAACAUAACCUAUCAGUGUAAGCAUUUAGCUCGUAAAAAUGUUUUCGAUUGCCCGGCAAACUCACCCCGCUACUGGAGUGGAGUAUGCUGUGAGCUGCUGCUUUUUCGAAAACGAAGAAACAUGCUUGGUCACCGCAGGCGCUAAUAUUUUGAAAGUCUUUAGACUUGUUCCUGAAGGCAACACUAAAGAGGUCAAUGCAGCCGGUCAGCCAGUACCACCAAAGAUGAAGUUAGAAUGCCUAGCAUCAUACACACUAUGGGGUAACAUAAUGUCCAUCGCGGCAGUAAAAUGCCCAAGUGCUGGUAGAGAUUUGUUGCUACUGUCUUUCCGAGAAGCGAAGCUCUCUGUAGUGCAGUAUGAUCCACAGACAAACAACUUGAUUACAUUGAGCAUGCAUUAUUUUGAAGAGGAUGAUAUGAAGAACGGCUGGACCACCCACCCCCAUAUUCCCUGGAUUCGAGUGGAUCCAGAGUUUCGAUGUGCUGUCAUGCUCUUAUAUGGAAAGAAGUUAGCAGUCUUACCGUUUAGAAAGGACAUAACAUCAGAUGAAGGAGACCCCCUGGAGUCUAAACCGUUAGACGAUGAUAAAAAGAAUCUAGCUCAACCAGUAAUGCGAGCCCCCACGUUAGCAUCAUAUGUGAUAGUAUUAAAAGAUCUAGACGAAAAGAUAGACAAUAUUCUAGAUAUACAGUUCCUAUAUGGAUAUUAUGAACCAACAUUAUUGUUGUUGUACGAACCAGUAAGGACUUUUCCUGGUCGUGUAGCAGUACGCAGCGACACGUGCGCAAUGGCUGGCGUGUCUCUCAACAUGAGCGCACGCGUGCAUCCAGUGAUUUGGUCCACCGCUGGUUUACCGUUCGAUUGCUUGCAAGCUGUGCCUGUACAGAAGCCGCUUGGUGGCUGUCUGAUAUUGGCAGCAAAUUCUCUUAUAUAUCUAAAUCAGUCGGUACCUCCAUAUGGAGUAUCUUUGAACAGUAUAGCAACGCACACUACGAAUUUUCCUUUACGUAUCCAAGAAGGCGUGUGUAUAACGCUCGAUGGGGCCAAAGUAGCCACUCUAGGGGAGAGUAGAGUUGCUCUAGCGUUACGCGGCGGUCAGUUAUAUGUGCUGACCAUGCUGUCUGACAGCGUUCGCAGUGUUAACAGCUUCCAUCUGGAUAGAGCUGCGGCUUCUGUGCUGACCAGCUGUAUGUGCGUCAUAGAAGAAGAUUUUCUCUUCCUCGGCUCGCGGUUGGGCAACUCUCUCUUACUGAGAGUGACGGAGAGAGAGAACAGAAUGAUAUUCUCUAUCGAUAGACCCCUAGCUGCUACUAUAGAUCUUACGGAUGCUGAAGCAACAAGAGAAAUGGAGCAAUCCAACAAGGAAAAGGAAGCGCAAAAAGAAACAGACCCGGCCGCGAAGAAACGUCGGAUGGAUACAAUAAGUGAUUGUGUUGCUAGUAAUGUGAUAGAGAUUAGUGAUAAAGAUGAAUUGGAGGUCUAUGGAUCGGAUAUUAGGACGUCUACACAGUUGACUAGUUAUGUUUUUGAGGUGUGUGACUCGUUGCUAAACACGUGUCCGAUCGGCGACAUAUCGAUGGGCGAAGUGCAGUUACUGAGCUCUGAGCGUCGAGCAGAACACGGCGCGUUAGAGCUUGUUGCGUGCUGCGGCCGCGGCAAGAACGGUGCGCUGUGCGUGCUGCAGCGGGCGGUCAGGCCGCAGCUCGUCACCGCCUUCGAGCUGCCCGGUUGUGUGGACAUGUGGACGGUGAUCGGCGAACAAACGGAAACGCAACGCGAAGCGCACAGAGACAUGGAAGGAACGCACGCGUAUAUGAUACUCACACAGGACGAUACCAGCAUGAUUCUACAAACGGGGCAGGAAAUCAACGAAGUAGACAACUCUGGCUUUAUGACGAACGCGCCGACAGUUUUUGCCGGAAAUUUGGGAAAUAACAAGUUUAUGGUGCAAGUUACCACUGUGGCUAUACGGCUUAUUAGAAAUGGUGCGCUAAUCCAGUCCAUAUCAUUGGAAUGGACAGCUCGAUCAGCCAUCACAGCGGACCCGUACUUGUGUGUGCUGUCUACUUGUGGGAGGGCUUUAGUACUGGCUCUAAGGGAAAUGAGAGCUAAGGACGCUUUGUCAGCUCGUCUAGCGCCGACCCGGCAGGCGGUCCCGCACCGGCCGGGCGUGGUCCGCGCGGCGCCCUACCGCGACCUCAGCGGUCUGUUCGCGCAGAACUGCGCUCCUGUACAGGUGAAAGGUGAGUUUUCUGGCAAAGUGAACAAGAACGUGAAAGCCGAAGGUCUGAAGCCGGGCGUGGUGUAUGAACUCAAUGAUGAUGAGCUGCUGUAUGGAGGUGAUCAGACACCGGCUUCUAUGGCUAGCAUAAUGUUAGCGGAACAAUCGAAAAACCCUGGCGUGCCCCGUCGAGUUUCACGUUGGUGGAAGAAACAGCUCGCCGAGGUCAAGCCGACCUACUGGCUCUUUGUGCUGAGGGAUAACGGCAAUUUGGAGAUCUAUUCCCUGCCAGAGAUGAAACUGAGCUUCCUGGUGCGAGAUGUGUGUGCUGGACAUCGGAUACUAGCGGACAGCUUAGAAUCAGUUCCCAUGCCGCUGAACGCCAAUGAUGAAGAGGAACUAACAUCAGGUCACAGCACGCACGUGGAGCGUCUGCGGGAGCUGCUGGUGGUGGGGCUCGGCAACAAGGGCUCGCGGCCGCUGCUGCUGCUGCGGAUGGACGACCAGCUGCUGGUCUACCAGGCGUACAAAUACCCGCGCGGCAACCUAAAGCUCCGUUUCUCCCGCGUGGGCUGCUCCUUCCCGUUCGGUUACCGCGGGGCGCCGCUAGUGACUCCUGAUGAUGGAUACGAAGCCGCAACCUUGAGGGAAAACGUGCGCUAUUUGAGAUAUUUUGGUAACGUAGGCGGUUACAACGGCGUAUUCAUAUGCGGGGAAACGCCAUACUUUCUCAUAUUGAGUGGGCGUGGGGAACUGAGGUUACACCCGUUGAGUUUGGAAGAGGCACCUGUUGCUAGCUUCGCGUCGUUCAAUAAUACUAAUUGUCCGCAAGGAUUCUUGUAUUUUAAUACUAAGGGCUCACUACGCAUUAGCGUAUUACCAACCCACCUUUCCUACGACGCUCCAUGGGCAGUGCGUAAAGUGCCUUUACGAGAAACACCUCACGCAGUCACUUUUCAUUUGGAGUCGAAGACUUAUUGCUUAGUGUCGUCCGUGUCAACACCGACCACAUCUUAUUACAAAUUUAACGGGGAAGAUAAGGAAAAAAGCACGGAGAAUAAGGGAGAUAGAUUCCCUUACCCGAUGCAAGAGAAAUUUUCAGUGAUGUUGUUUUCGCCGGUUUCAUGGGAGGUUGUUCCCGGCAGUCGGGUGUCUUUGGAGGAAUGGGAACAUGUCACUUGCUUGAAAAAUGUGUCGCUAUCUUAUGAGGGAACCACGUCCGGUCGUCGCGGUUACAUUGCUAUUGGUACUAAUUAUAAUUAUGGAGAAGACAUCACUUCUAGAGGAAGAAUACUAAUCUACGACAUUAUCGACGUGGUCCCUGAACCAGGGCAGCCAUUAACGAAGAAUAGAUUUAAAGAAAUAUACGCUAAGGAACAAAAAGGGCCCGUGACUGCGCUCACGCAAGUUCUGGGGUAUCUCAUAUCGGCUGUUGGACAGAAGAUCUACAUCUGGCAGCUCAAAGACAACGAUCUAGUGGGUGUUGCGUUCAUAGACACACAGAUAUACGUACACAGAAUGUUAGCUGUUAAGAACUUGAUUUUAGUGGCCGAUGUUUAUAAGUCAAUAUCUCUAUUGAGGUAUCAAGACCAACAUAGAACGUUGUCUCUGGUUUCGCGGGACUUUAGGACAGCGCAGAUAUAUGACAUGGAAUUCAUGGUGGACAACACUAGUCUUGGUUUCCUGGUCAGCGAAGUGGAAGGGAAUCUAGCGUUGUUUAUGUACCAGCCACAAGCUAGAGAGAGUUAUGGAGGUCAGCGUCUGAUCCGCAAGUGCGACUACCACCUGGGCCAGCAGGUACACGCCAUGUUCCGUAUCGCGGCUCGACCACAAACUAAUGCACUUGUUAGUCAGAGAAGUGCCAAUGAGCAGAGACGACAUGUUACUGUUUUCACAACCCUAGACGGCGGAGUGGGCUACGUGUUGCCAGUCUCCGAAAAAGUGUACCGAAGAUUGCUGAUGUUGCAGAACGUUAUGAAUAACUACUGUUGCCAUAUCGCCGGUUUGAAUCCUAGAGCUUAUAGGACUUAUAAAAGUGUAAGACGAGGCGGUGGACCGGCGCGAGGCAUUCUAGAUGGAGACUUAGUUUCUUUGUAUACUUCGAUGCCGAUAAAUGAACAACAAGACAUCGCGAAGAAGAUUGGGACAAAAGUGGAGGAGAUAUUCAGUGAUCUCUACGAGAUAGACAGACUUACUGCGCAUUUCUAGAUUAAGUGUUGUUUGUAAAUAGAUGAAUAAAUGAUAUUCUUUA